GGCAAGGAAUGAAGUGUUAAAGUUGCAGAAAAAAAAACCCUGCCCUUUAUUCUCAUGAUGUCCAGCAUGAACGCUGCAUCCAUCCAUCAUUCCUGAUACAUUGCUACUGCUUUCCUUUCACACACACAUACACAUGCACAUUUGUCCUGGCCAGAGGAGGACAAAAAGCCCAUUUUAAAGCGGUACUGUAGGCUAAUCAGUCCACAAAAUGCCUAUGAGACCAUGACCAGUGUUGGUUAAUAGAUCUCUCUCUCUCUCUCUCUCUCUCUCUCUCUCUCUCUCUCUCUCUCUGUAGAGCCUCAGCUGAAAGGCAUCGUAACACGUCUGUACUGCCGGCAUGGAUUCUACCUCCAGAUGUUACCAGAUGGCACCAUGGACGGCACAAAGGACGAAAACAGCUCCUUUUUGCUGUUCAACUUGAUUCCUGUGGGUCUGAGAAUAGUCGCUAUCCAGAGCACAAAGACGGGCCUCUACGUUGCCAUGAACAGUGAGGGCUACCUCUACACUUCCGAACACUUCACGCCAGAGUGUAAGUUCAAAGAGUGCGUGUUUGAAAACUACUACGUGACGUACUCGUCCAUCCUAUACAGGCAGACGCAGUCUGGGCGAGCCUGGUACAUUGGCAUCAACCGUGAUGGGCAGGUCAUGAAGGGCAAUCGUGUCAAAAAGACAAAAGGAGCCGCCCACUUCCUGCCAAAACUCAUUGAAGUGGCAAUGUACAGGGAGCCUUCGUUGCAUGACAUCGGUGAGCAGAGUCCACCAUGGAAAACAGCCAAAACUUCAGACUCUCCUGUCAACAACGAUGACAAGAAUGACCCUUUGCCUCCUAAAACUAGCGCCUCCUAGCGACCGGAGGAUAUAAGACUGGAGCAUAUGCCAAUAUACAAAGGGAAAUGGCAUGGGAAUGAUAAAAACAGUCAAUGCAGUCAUAUUAUUGAUGCCAUUACCCAUGAUUCAGGAGCUCAAUGAACCCUGCCUGAUGGACUCCUCUUCUUCUGCUACCGCCUUCCUGUUUGAACCUGGGAAUUUUUUGAGCAAUAAGAACCCUGAGUUAUUCGGGGUGUAUGUUUUAAGAGAGAAAUGAGCUGUGAUACCAUUCAGCACACUUUUUUUUUUUUUUUUUUGCCUUUUGUCUGACCAAUGUCAGUUUCAAACACUGUCAUAUGACACUGGAAGAUCCUGACAUUUGGCUGUAUUGUUUUGGAAGCAUCUGUUUGUGUUGUUGUGUGCAUCCUGUGCAGUCUUUCUCCUGUAUCUCUAAGCCGAGUGUAAUCUCCUCCUUGCCUCCUAGGCUGUUUGAUUAGUUUGUGACAUAGAGUCAAUUUUCCACUCCACAGCACAGGAAAAACCCACCAUGUACUCCAGGGUACCAUUGAGACACUUGCAUGCCUGUGUGAGGCUCACACACAAACACACCCACACACACACAUAUAUAUAAAGAAUAAAAUUUGAUUUAAAAAGAAAAAAGAAAAAGAACACACACACAGGAGUAAUACAUUCUCCCCUUUCUGUAUGAUAAUGCUAUAAAGAUUUCCACCCCAAGGAGCUAAAAAGCUUUCUCUGCCCAUAUACAAUAGCCCCAAAACUGAUGAAAGUGUGUGUAUGUGUGAGAGGUGACUCGUAACUGUGGAAACUGAAGUACAUUAUCACUUUCUUUUGCUUUGAUUGGUUUUUGUCAGGAUGCCCUGAGAGUAAUAUUCCUGCUGCUCUCCUUAUUCCUCUUCCAUUUCAUCUUGUCUUUUCUUUUCUUUUCUUUUCUUUUCUCGAAAGCUGUUUAAGGCUGUUUAAUUUGCUAAGCAAUCAGUUUGGCGCUUUCUUCAAGUCCAUGGUCUUGUAAUCAAUAUUUGACCACAUUUGACCAAAGGCAAUUAUUGGAAAACCAAGCAUAAAUUGUCUUUCGUCUUCCAGUAUUAUAUAACAUUCUCAGCAGUAUCACGUUCAUUUGAUUCAGAUUUUUUCCAAGUAACAGUUUCAUCUUUCAGCUCUAAUAAUAAUAAUAAUUUUCUCUAAUAAUAAUGUCUCUAAUAAUUUUGUGUAUGCUACCUUACAGGGCUUUUAAACCAUAAAAAUGAUCUACUCCCCCUGCCCAUGAAAGUCAGUUCCUAAUCAGAAAGGUAUUUCCUAAUUAGAGAGAACUUCUUAUUGAUCUUGGUGAUAGAGUUCUGGAGCAACUGAAAUAACAAUAAGUCAGGAUCCAGCACCCUCAAAUAAUGUGCAACAUGGAAGGCAAAUAGAGCACACCGAGGUUACGUGCUGAUUGUAGAGAUGAAGAGAGAAUAGCAAUGUUGCUGUUUAGAUCAAUGCAAUAAUCUUCUCUAACUGCAUUAGGGAGGUAUAGUGAUGGAAAGAUGAUGGAAAGAUAACAGAUAACAGUUAACAGACUGCUUCAUCAGUCUUAGGAAUCACUGGCGUUUAUUUAUUGCACUGAAAAACUGGUUAACUCUAAAAUCGAAUAACACUGAAACAACGAAUACAAACUUGCUUUAGAAUUUGUAACCAUGAAUUUAUUUAUAGCUCUAAAUGCCUUACAAUACAACAUUAUAGUACAGGGGGAAAAACCCUCUGUACACUCUGAAGGGCUAAUUUCAUCCAUAAAGUUCAGCUAUUCUCCAAAUAGCUGUGGUUUGUCACAUAUUCUCUUCAUAAUCCAACAAUAGGCCAAAACAAUUUCCUAAUAAUGAAUAAAAGAUGAGUAGGGACAAAAAAAAAGUAUGUGGAUGUUUUCAUAACUGAAGGAAAAAAGGAAGAUGCCUUGGAGGUUAAACCUGAUUAAGACCUAGUGGCCUGGUCUAAUUAAUGACUUCAAUUACGCUACUAAAUUGUUCUUUUAGUCUCUCAUACCCCCUCAUGCCACAUUGUCUCAUGUGCCCAAGGCAGAGCUUGAGAUUUGCAUACGCUUUCACAAAUCAGACCAUUUAAAGACCAAGGCUGGUUUCUACCACAGCCAGUUACAGAGGAGAUUUACAGAUGUUUUUAGGCUAUGUAACUAGCUGAGAUUCAUUUAUACUAAUUAUGCUACAAAUAUUAACGCUGUGGGAGAAUUUCAGAAUGGUUGAGAUUACUUAAUAUUAAACAAGGAGCUGUAUUUCUUAGCAUGUUUUACUCUGGAGAAAGUUUCCGAUAAACUAGCUAGCUGCUCAAUGAUUGCUAUUGAAAGCCACUUUUAUUCAUGAGAUCACUUUAACUGUAUGUCUGCAUGUUUUACAUGAUUUUCUCAGCUUUCUUCUAGCAAGAUAAGCUUGAGGACGAAACAUCUGAAGUGGUGGUUAAAAGAGAGGGGAGAACUUGUUGUAUAUUGUGAAGUUCUUCAUUUUGUUCCUAUGCCUGGCUACUGUUGAAGUAACUUGUAUAGACAAACAUUUAAAAGGUUUUGUGUUAGAAUAUGCAUACAGCAAAAGCCUACACCAAUUAUCACUUUAUUUGAUACACUGAGUGCUUUCAUUUGAUACACUAACUGCCAAAUUCAAGUCAUAGCUAAAUAGUUAUGUGGAAUUGAAUUCAGAGUUGAAUUGGUGCUGAUGGCGGUAUAUUUUGUAUAAUUGUUGUUCAUUUAUAUCUAUAUCAGUUUAAUUGUGUCAGAAACUGAGUGGGAAGGGGAUGCGGUUGUGAGUAAAAUCCUUUUAAUAAAAUUUUACAAAUUUACAGUCACAUUUAUGGUCAGAAAUUAGAAGCUAGAAAUCAUUACCCAAAACAAGACUACAGGGCAAACUGGAACAAAGUUUUUUUUUUUUUUUUUUAAAAAAGGAAACCUUGCAAAAGAAAAUCAGUAAACAAAAUGGUAUAUUCAGAGAUAGUGAACAUAAAUGAAAGACAGGUGUGAUCAGUAAAUAGGUGAGUGAGAGCCAUGUAAUGUGUGGACUGGAGUCUGUUGUGACAGUCUGUUGUAAUCAAUCUACUUAAAGUGAAGUUGGCAUACCCAAUUUAAAGUUAAAAUCAAAGUACACAGGUCAGUACAGAACAACACACUAGAAGGAAGCAAAUGUAAAUUGAACAAAUCUGAGGGAUCAUUCUUGGUACUGUAGAUGGAGACAAAGUUCAUUAAUAGGAUCUUUUUUUACUGGUAAACUGUAAAUACUCUGAAAGCCAGGC
Molecule: messenger RNA, 4089 nt
Organism: Ictalurus furcatus (blue catfish)
Lineage: Eukaryota; Metazoa; Chordata; Actinopteri; Siluriformes; Ictaluridae
Gene: fgf11a
Product: fibroblast growth factor 11a
Exons: 4
Coding region: 355-846 (163 amino acids)
Biological process (GO): positive regulation of gene expression; cell differentiation; positive regulation of cell population proliferation
Cellular component (GO): cytoplasm
Molecular function (GO): fibroblast growth factor receptor binding; growth factor activity
Source: RefSeq, a predicted model, not a curated record